Molecule: messenger RNA, 8596 nt
Organism: Porites evermanni
Lineage: Eukaryota; Metazoa; Cnidaria; Anthozoa; Scleractinia; Poritidae
Source: the annotation of a GenBank genome assembly
CUUUAUCCAGACAAUUUUGCUAAGAGGGAAAUGCUGUCUCAUGAUGUUUUUUGCCGACUGAAGAAGCAACAUGGUUGUCCUUGGAAAGGGCCCCUAAACAAGUUAGAGGUACUGCAUAUUGACUCAUACUAAGAUCUUUGUGUUCAAAGUCGUGUUCUAUAAAAGGCAGCAAAAAAAAGAAAAAACUACAACAACAACAUAGAACAGAAUUCAAAAUAUCUGUCAAAGAAAGCACUUAGGAUAGCAAUAUGUAGUAUCUGCAUUGUUUUUAUUGCUUGGAUUUAGAUACUUAAUCAAAUCAUAUCAGUUUUUUUUUUUAAAAAAUAGACAUAAUAUUAAAUCUUUUUAUACAAACUAACAGCUGGUCAAUCAAUCAUAUUAUUACUAUUAUUAACAGUUUUACACCAUUAAUUUAAGUCCAACCCUGUAUCCUGAUGGCUGGCAGUAGAGUUCUCUGUCAGUUUUGUUUGUGGUAAAAAUGGAUGAACAAUUCAUGGUAGGUAUCACACUUUUAUGUCCUGUCUGGACACUGAAGUGACUGCAGGAGAAAAAUGUUUGUCCAAAGAUUUAACACCUGUGUGGUCUUCAGCGUUGUUUAGAUCAGUUGGUGAUUGCCUGGUUUAGCUUGGGAUCUUUCUAAAGUGUCCAGCUUACAGUCCUUGCUUUACCAGUUGGCCAUUAGAGCUUUAUGCCUUCCAAGAACCACCAUCAUUGCUGGGACAUACAUCUGUAGAUUCCCUACACAAAGUACAUGUACUUGAGACAGGGGUCUACAAGCUCUUUAACUAACAGGCUGCACAGUAUCUUGAUGAGCUGUUGAACUAACUAAAGUGGGAGCCUUGCUUAGCAGCUGUUUUUCAGUGUGCCUGUUUCACUUGAUAUCUUUCGAAAUAUGGAUCUUCACAUACUUUGCUCUGUCUAGUUAUUUGAGAAGGAGACCUUUUAAAUAAACUAUGUUAAGUAUUCGAGUUUGAGAAUGGAUUUGGAGAAUUUGUUUGGUAUAAUUACUAAACAUAAUUUUUCCGUCUUUCCUCCCACUUCAGCAUUUCAAGGUCUUCUUGGAACUGUUUGCGGUGAUGGGAAUGCAUAGUAAUUUUUUACAGUGAGGUACACUGUGCACGAUGAUACAAUGACUGUAUAAUCUGCAGACAGGUGAACCAUAAGAUUUUAUGAUCUUCGUUAGUGCUGGUUCUGUCGUAUAACCUUGGGCUUGUAAGAGGGAAGUUCAAGUUAAUAACUUGAUCUCUUGCUGCCUCCUACUAUAUGUUGCCCCUUUCUCAAAAAGGGCGUUGAAUCAAAUGAGGUAGGUUGUCUCUGAGACCAUGGAUUCUUGUGUGAUGAGUCUGUCACGGUCAUGCAGUACCUAGCCUGCAUAGCAUGGCGGUUUUGGUUGGGCGUGCUAAGUAAUAAAGGCAGGCGAGGGCAGAUAAACUGCGAGGAGAUUGGGGCAGGAGCAACUAUGACAUCAGUCUUCUGACCUGGACAUUAAAGAGCAAGUUGAGAUUUACAGGCCAUUGCCCUACAAAAACCAUGGCACGUAAAGUGAAUCAGGUUGUGCUGUUUAAGGUGAGGUCUUUAAGAGUCUUCUGCAGCUGCAAGGCAAGGAGAUUGGUCUAUUGUCUCCAGUCUCAUUGUUUUUCAUCUUACAUAGGUGUAACUAAUUCCCUCUUCUAGUCACCCAGUACGUGAAUGCUGUUGUUAUUUGUUGCGAUUAUGAUCAUACAUUCGUUAUUUUUCUAGGACCACUUAAGCGUUUGUGAAUUUGUUGAGUUGGAUUGCCCAAAGGAGUGUGGAAGGAAGCUCAAAAGGAAAGACCUUAAAAAGCAUUUAGACGCAGAGUGUCCUAACAGGACUGCACCAUGUAGGUACUGUCAGGAGGGAGUGAAGUGGAAUGGACUAGAGGUUUGUUGUUCAUGAUUCCUGAGAAUUAAUUGUCUCCUGAAAGACUUCGUUUGUCAGAAGAAUGUGAAAGGAGAAACAAAUGCUCAAAUUAAUUGUCAGAGGAGUUUUCAAGGAGAAUCAGAUGCUCACAAGGAUAAAAGAAAGCAAAAUAAUUGGAUUUGCGCAAGAUCUCAAAAAGGGAACGUCAAACUCGACAGGAAUCAAGCAGGAGCCCUUGUCACAACUCACACAAUUUGAGACAAAGUACCUGCUGUACCUUUGGCAGGUGCUUUAUCUUUCCUUGCAGACGAGUUCAACCAGAUACUGUGUAGUGCUUUGUAAUGAGUACACACACUAGAUUACAAUCGGACAUGGUUGGUAGUAGCCUCCAUAAGCAGUCAUGUUCCAAAAAAGGUAUUGUGUCCAUGCACAAUUUAAGGUUAAAUCAAAAAUGCCCGAAUCCCUUCGGUAGCCUGUGACGAAUUGGAGAAUUAUUUUUAUGAAAAGUUAUUAUGUGGUCAUAAAAUCUGCGUUUUGCCACAUUUAUGCACUUAUUUUUGCUUUCUUAGCAAUGAACUCGUUUGACGUAAAAAAAAGAUGAUGUUUCCAUUUUUAAUCAUUUUGUUUUGUUACCAUGUACUGUUUAGUAACUUUAUCAGUCUUGUCAAAAACGGUGCCUUCAAACUGAAACAGGACUUUUUACACGUGCAUUGCAAUGUUUGUAAUAAAGUCUGACAUUAUUUUUUUCUUCAGGAACAUUUUCAAGUUUGCACCAAAUAUCCGCAGGCUUGUGAAAAAUGUGGACAAGAAAACAUACCAAGAGAUAUGGUAAAUCACAUUUCUGUCGCCUCGAAUGUCUUGCUCUCUUUACGAAAUAUGUAAUUAAAUAGGCGAGAAAAGGAAGUUUUAUGGAAGUCUUUCCGUUCUUCAUGAUUAAUAUUAUUUAGGAUUUUUGCUCGUGUAAUUCUUGUAAACCUGUGUACAUGUAAAUGUCUUGAAAACGUUUUAAUGACAGUGAUUUGCCAUAACUGGUGUCUGUUGGUACCCAUUUCCCUGCUAAUUAGAGAGGGAGAAUGAGAGGUCGCGUAAACGUAAAACUUUAAAAGUUGAGCGAGGCUCAACUUUUACGUUUAGGGGCGACGUUUGGUACAUCGUCUCUACCUGAUUUAGGCACGUAAAGACAGUAAAAAACCCCUCUUACAGAGUAAUGACGCUAGAGAAAUGCUAGCUUCUAUUUAUUAAAGCAGGUGACAGUUUCUGAAUACAAGUCCCGUAGAAGAGUGAGCUAAGUUGGGAAUGGGUCCCGGCAGUCGCCUGAUUUUCACAUGCAUUAUCACAUCUGCUGUACACAGUGGGUGGAAGAGUACAAUAUGAUAAGUGAUGGUACUGAUAUUGAACAGUGUUGGUAAUGGUGAUGUGUCACUUUUAUUCAGACACAUGAAUUGUUUUUUAUUGCUUGAACUGGUCAGUUAUUGUUUUUCUAUUUUCCAGAUCGAGGUACAUUUGGAGAAAGAGUGUCCUAACACAGAAAUUAAAUGCCCUUUUCACGUUGUUGGAUGUACGUACGAGGUAUGACAGCUGUUUGUAGUUGAGAAAUACUGGCAGCAUAUAUUGCAGGGUCUAUGAAAUACUUGGGUCUCUUUAGUGAAGAAUCAAUUCCAUCAUCAUUAUAUUAUUGAUGAUGAUGAUGAUGAUGAUAAUUAAUCUCUUCGUGAUGGGCUUGGGAACCGGAGAAUCCAUUCCAUUAUAAUAAUAAUGAUGAUGAUGAUGAUGAUGAUGAUAAUAAUGUUAAAUUGGUCUCUUUAGAAAAUUAAGAAAACAAAAGAACAAUCCCCUUGAUCUCUUUCUUUACUUACUCGCAGUGUAUGGCUAAAAUUGAUUUUAGGGUUUUCAAUUCAAAAGAAUUUAGUUCGUAGGAACGAUGAUCAACUGACCCGGUUUAUUAAAACACUCACGAACUCCAAAAGCUAAAAGGCCAAACUAGAACUACGACUUUUUACUAAAAUGCGAUUGUUACUCCAGCUACUUUCUUUCCUUAUAUCUAUAGGUGCUACCUUUUAUUUAUUUAUUUAUUUAUUUGUUCCAUUUUGUUUUCUCUUUACUUUCUUUCUUUUGCCGGCUUUAUAGGAGACAAUUAUUUUAUUGGUUCCCACCUAGAAUAGCUCCGCUUAUUGUGGGUAACAUAGACUUAAAUUGUUUGAUAACUGAAUAAAUAAAAAAUGCAAAUAAAGGUGGGGAGGGCCCUUAAAUCACAAAAAUCGCAAAUAUUUGCGGCGACGAGAAAGUAACGUAAGGUUAGAGGAGGUCGUUAACGAAAUUGCUGGAAGGAAGUGGAAUAAAAGGCAGUCUAUGACUGCAUGUAGCUACUGCUUUACUUCUGUACAACAUUGUAGUAAAAAAUAUACAAUCACGAAGCUCAGGAAAGGGGCCAGCGUUAGGAUUAAAAGGGAAAAGGUCAAAAUUUUUUAAAAUUGUGCUUACCGAUACACCUUUCGCAAUGUGCACAGCGUUGUCACAGGGCUAGGAGAGAGAACACUCCACAGAUGGGUGAAAGGAUCCUAUUGAAAGCAGUUUUCUGUGGAUUUUCUGACUGAAAACGCCGUCUAAAGCUAGCCUAGCGAUAACAUGAAUUUAAAGCUUGAUUUCAGGAAAAUAAGAAAGGUUUUGACGGUACAAAGCCGAACUUGAACGUAUUUUAUCGCAUUGGAAGUACACGUGGUCGACGCAGUCGGUGCGAAGUGGGACGCAAAUCCGAAGCUAGUCAAAUUCAACACGCCAUUCCACGACGAUAACCUUUGUAAAAUUGUAAUUGUAAAUUGUAAUUUGUUUACCCACGGAGCACUAAGCAGUUCAUAAGAACUCUUUGAAACGUGUCCGUGCGUUCCAGAUCGAAUUGGAAUUUGAAAGUGUUGGUUUUUAAGGAGAGGGGAAAACCGGAGUACCCGGAGAAAAACCACUCGGAGCAAGGGAGAGAACCAACAACAAACUCAACCCACAUAUGGCGUCGACGUCAGGAUUCGAACCCGGGCCACAUUGGUGGGAGGCGAGUGCUCUCACCACUGCGCCACCCUUGCUCCCCCCACCUUUAUUUGCGACCACCUCUUGCAAGCGACCACUUAACCAAAACACGAGCAUUUUACCAGUCAAUGCCCUACAGCCGGAUCAUUCGUUAACUACUCCCUUUUGGGUAACGGGUUUUGCGUUCGACUUUAAGAGAACGCAACUCCUUAUCUUAGGAAUGCCGUGGUACUCGUGUGUAACCUUUUCAGCAAUUUUUUGUCGUUCGUCUGCUUUUUCGGCGCCAAUUUGUAUUAUGUCACGUGUGUAUGCGCAUCACCCUGGUUCGAUCAAAGUCAACCAGAUGAUGCACCGGAUGUCGGAAUUACCGAGUUAUUUGAGUUUGGCGAGGGAAUGAAAGUUGGAGGUGUUUCCGAAGCAGAUUUCAUCGCUGACCUGGUGAUUCUGGCCUUUUUCGGUCUUAAUGCAUCGUUACGUCUAGCGAUGUUGUACGGGUCAAAUCGAGCUGAAAGUUUGUAGAAAGACACAAAUAAACACCAGGUAACUUCCGGAUACUUUCCCUCUGCCUUCUGUGCAUUUGAGUCUAUUUAUUCGCAGUAUUAUUUUUUUCUUGCACGAGAAACAUUCUGGGAUUCACUCAUUAGAGUUUUAACCGUGCAAUCUUUUGUCUGAUAUAUCUGUGGAGAAUUUUGUUGAUAAGACCAUCUCACCAAUCAAUUUAAGUUUAAAACGCGAUGAACCGACGUACACGGACUGAAUGAAGAUGAACGGUUCGCACAAUUGCAAAAGAUUUUGCACCUUAAGCGAAGUCCGGUUCACUGACAUCUGUAAUCUCGCCAAAACCUUCUGUCGCUAUGAUCAUUCUAAACUUCAAGUUGUGUCACGCAAGAAGCCAGGAUUACGUUCGAGGUUUUCCAUGGUUUUGGACUUUUGUGGUGUGGGAAUGUGCCGUUUAUCUUUGUACAAAACAGAGCUAUCUACGAUCUAUCUCUCAUUGUUUUGACCAUUCUCAAAGGUAAAUAAGACGUUUUAAAAUAUGAAGCAGUCUAAACGGAGAGUGUAGCAAGAAUUAAAAAAAAUUCCAUGUAUUUUACCCUAUUUUGAAAUAAUUCUUGACGGUAAAGCUAAUAAAGCUCGAACGCACUUGCUAAUCUAUGAUUACUACAAGUAUAUACCUCUUAUAAGCGCCGACUUCACUUAUACUCUGAUCACAUGUUUGCAAUAAACUACACUAGUAGUAUAGUAGGGACCGAAUUUACCUUCCUUUUGUCUCCUUGCUCGGAGUAACUGGACAGCCCUAUACCACUGUCGUAAGCCAACAGCGAUAACGGUGUUUGCUGCUUUUCGGAGUCUGAUUUCCUCUUUAUGCUUGUUCUUUGUUUGCUUGUUUUACACAGCCAGCAUGUACGCUCAUUUGCCUGUAGAGCGCCAAUAUCAUCUUCAAAUACUAUUUAUCAAACACGAAGCACAGUGUUUCUUUAUAUUAAACACAACGAACACAGUUGACUUCUACUUUCGGUCACAACUACAACAGCCCGCUUUUUUUCUCUUAAUUAAUAAUUAAUAAUAAUUUAUUAUUAUUAUUAUUUUAUUAUUAAACAACAACGGCCAACUUUUCACAACCCUAAGUAUUGAGCUGUCUUGAAACACUGUUUUGGUUAUAUGUAAUUCCUUAAAUAAGACGAUUUUACAGUAGAAAUAGGUGGUACGAAAACUAGGAGUGUUUCAUUAGAUAUACAUCACACGCAGUGAACGGGUUACUUUUCUCUUUAGCUUUUGAGUAUCAGAGUUUGCGAAUUUUAAUCCAAACCUUCUUGUUUCUUACUUAUGUUAGGGUUUGCGAGCCAGUGUUAACAAACACAUUAUGGAGCAGCUGACCGGUCACUUGACCGAUAUGUCAAAGCAAAUUGCUGCUUUAUCUACGCCCCGUGAAACAGAACCACAAACUCAACGAACUGCUCCAAGACGCACUCGAGGUGAUUUGGGAGCCCGCCUUCAAGAACAGGCUGCCCAAGAAGUCUAUUUGAGUGAAUUGUCAACACAGACACACAAUCACCAGGGUGAGAUAGAUGAACUGAGACAUAGGAUCACCAAUACUGACAACAAUGUACAUCAUUUGGAGCGUCGACUGGAAGAAAUUCGUAUGAGGCAGGAAAGACCAAUACAAGAACUCACAAUGAGGUAAGUGUCACAAACAUACAUACAAAUCAGGUGCACCCAACAAUGGUUUUCUCCUAAAUACACUGAAAACGAUUUUUAGUCUAUCCAGAGUACUUUUACAUGUCUAGAAAUUCACUCUCUCAACAGUGCUAUAAAAUUUGUAUCUUUUUUGUCAUCUUAGGGCAACCAACAUGAGCCUUUUUGAAUUUAAAAAAGGCUUUAGUAUUAUUUCCCGGAAAAAUUUAGAUACAAUUCAUUAACGGUUUAAGAAAAGAAUAAUUUUUCUGGCUCCUCUUUCCAUCACAUUUCCGGAUCGGAUAAUUUUUGGUUUCCUUUUCAUCCGAAUAGUAGCUAAACCUGGGCAGUGAAACGUGAAAAAUUCACCUUGUAAAAAUCAUAUAGAAUGUAUUAAAUAAGCUUCGAAAAUCGUACAUGAAUGGAACGGUCAUCAAAAAAUUUUAAGCCUUCCUCAAUUUGUAGGAAAUUCUAGGCAAUAUUUGCUUAGACGAACAGUUUUUUUUUCGAAAAUAGCCGUUCUGUGCCCCUUAGAAGUCUCAGUAACGUGUGCUGUGGGUGACUUACUGCUGGCAAACAUGAAAUGAUAACCCAGGGAUGAAUGGAUGGCAAAGUUGGAUUGUUUGCUGGUUAGUGCUGUGGCUAGGUUAUAGCAUCAUCGACAGCUUGAAUGAAGACCCGAAAAUUCCCUGAGAUGCGGCCUACUUUCAGUGACCAUGUGUUACAAGGCACUUUGAAAUUCUCUUAAUGGCUAAAGGAUUCUUAUAGCACACUCGCUGUAGGUCUUCUGGGAUUACUGGGUUUAAAGCUAAAUUUGCAGUGAAACAACUACAUCAUUUGAGCUUUGAUUAUUGUUUAAGGUAAUUUAUUUUAAAGUGAAAACAAAUGCAGUUUGACGGAGUUAACAACAAGGAGCUGUAGUCUUCUUUUUCAGUCCGCGCCACUUAAUAGAUGGUGAUAUCAUUUUGUGCCAUCUUGGCCUUGACAUUAGAAAUGGUCUUUGAUAUUUCUCAGAUUUAACCGCUAUGAAGCCAAGUUGUUGGAGUAUGAAGGGCGUGUCUGUAACGGUUCGUAUAUCUGGAGAAUCGAAAACUAUCGCCAGUGUCGGCAAGAUGCCAUUAAUGGGGUCAUGACUGCAAUACACAGCCCUGCUUUCUAUACCAGCCUGUAUGGAUAUAAAUUAUGCAUGAGGAUCAAUUUAAACGGGGUAGACAGUGGCGUGGGAAAACACGUGGCUUUGUUCGUUCACAUGAUGCAGGGAGAUUAUGAUACGAUCCUGGAGUGGCCCUUUACAGGAAGAAUUGCGCUUUCCAUCUUGGAUCAGUCUGAUGCGUCGGAGUUUCGUCACCAUAUCAGUGAAACGCUGGUGGCAAAACCCAAUUUACUGGCAUUCCAGAGGCCCACAGCACCGCGCAACUAUAAGGGGUACGGCUAUGUAGAGUUCGCUCCCAUCGAGCAGAUUCGCGAAGGGCAAUACGUUAAAAAUAAUACCAUGCUGGUGCGCAUUCAGAUUUUUCAUUAG